This is a messenger RNA of Zophobas morio, 1000 nucleotides long. Its product is annotated as nucleosome assembly protein 1-like 1-B. The transcript has 10 exons. Gene Ontology annotation, molecular function: chromatin binding; histone binding. Gene Ontology annotation, cellular component: nucleus; chromatin. Gene Ontology annotation, biological process: nucleosome assembly. Lineage: Eukaryota; Metazoa; Arthropoda; Insecta; Coleoptera; Tenebrionidae. The coding region runs from base 43 to 933 and encodes 296 amino acids. The record is from RefSeq and is a predicted model, not a curated record.
ACUGAGUUAACAGAUGGUUUUUUGGACAAUUUAGGGAAUUCUAUGUUUCCCCCAGUUGUUAUAAAUAGAGUGAAUGCUAUAAAAAAUAUAAUGGCGCAACAACUACAAAUUGAGUAUAAGCAGACUGCAGAACUCGCUGAACUAGAGAGGAGAUACCAGAGUAUUUUUGAGCCUUUCUAUAGAAGACGUGCUGAAAUUAUAUCAGGCGUUUACGAGCCCACCGUUGAGGAUUGCUAUAACCCAAGUGACGCAGAAGAAGACAUAGAAUUAUUUACAAGAAGGCAUAUUCUACCUACUUCUGGAUCUGGAUUAAAAAAAGGCAUUCCGAAUUUUUGGCUAACUGUUUUACAAAGCUGCCCACCUUUGAACGCUUUAAUUGAAGAACAUGACCAAGAAGUUUUGCAAUUUUUGGAGGACAUACGAUCAGAGAUGCUGGAAUUCAACGAAAACGUCGGCGGCUACAAACUUAUAUUCGUUUUUCGAAAGAACAAAUUUUUUUCUAAUAAAGAACUUUGCAAAACCUAUUACUACGCGAAGAACGGUAAUUUUCUGAACGCUGAAGUUUUUGAGCGGGCAGAGAGCUCCACAAUCUACUGGUUUAAAGAUAUGGAUCUUUCUGUGGUUCUGACUAAGAAGAAACAAAGACACAAAACAACCGGGAAAACACGAGUUUUUAUAAAAAAGGAGGAGAGACCUACUUUUUUCACCUUCUUUAGGCCCUUCAAAGCUGCCUCAGUCGAGGAGUGUAGUGAAAGCGAAGAGGCCCCCUUUGCUAUCGAACAGGACAUUAACGUGGCAGAACUAUUACGCACUACCAUAAUUCCUUACGCCGUCCUCUGUUAUACGGGUGAACUCAACAUGGACGACUUAUAUUCGGAUGAUAUUCCGAGUGAGGAGGAAAAGAGCGAAGAGUUGGACUCUUUGCUUACUUAAUAGAGAGCAAAGCGCGCUUAAUUUUUAAUCGACCUUUUUAUAGUAUAAGCUUUUUUCCGUCAUGUGC